AAACCGCCUCGGUCGAUCACAAUGAAUUCAAAUCUGAAAUUACAGCCAAGAAGGGAGUAUCACAUAGUGGUACUCGGAGCUGGUAUGAAAAAGCCUACCCUCGCGUCUCUUCGGUACAAACAAAUCCACUGAUGUUUGGGUCUCUUGGAUGUAUUUUUUGUUAAAAAAAAUAGGCGGAGUUGGAAAAAGUUGUCUAACGGCUCAAUUCGUCCAAAAUGUCUGGAUUGAAAGUUAUGACCCGACUAUCGAAGACUCAUAUCGCAAGCUGAUCGAAGUGGAUGGACGACAAUGUGUUCUGGAGAUAUUAGAUACUGCGGGCACUGAACAAUUUAGUGAAGAACUCUACAUGAAACAAGGCCAAGGCUUCCUGCUCGUCUUCUCCAUAACCUCCACCUCUUCCCUCUCCGAACUCGCCGAACUCCGCGAACAAAUCAUCCGCAUCAAAGACGACGAGAACGUCCCCAUCGUCAUCGUCGGCAACAAAUCAGACCUCGAGGAAGACCGCGCCGUCUCGCGAUCGCGCGCCUUCGCCCUCUCCCAACAGUGGGGGAACUCGCCGUACUAUGAAACCUCCGCCCGCCGCCGUGCGAACGUCAACGAGGUCUUCAUCGACCUGUGUCGGCAGAUUAUCCGCAAGGAUAUUCAGGCGAGUCAGGAGCGGAGUAUGGAGCUGGCGAUGAAUGGGAGGAGUGGUGGUGGCGGUGGCGGCGGUGGUGGAGCAGAUGGUGGUGGGAUUGGCGGGUCGGAAGGUCAGAGUCGACAAAGUGGUGGGCGGUUAAGGAAUCGGAGGAGAGCGAAGGCAAAAGGGGACUGUGUGAUUUUGUGA
This is a messenger RNA of Blastomyces gilchristii SLH14081, 826 nucleotides long. RefSeq names its product Ras-like protein Rap-1A. Gene Ontology annotation, biological process: signal transduction. Gene Ontology annotation, cellular component: plasma membrane. The coding region runs from base 149 to 826 and encodes 225 amino acids. The record is from RefSeq and is a predicted model, not a curated record. Gene Ontology annotation, molecular function: GTPase activity; GTP binding; GDP binding. The transcript is spliced from 6 exons. Lineage: Eukaryota; Fungi; Ascomycota; Eurotiomycetes; Onygenales; Ajellomycetaceae.